Molecule: messenger RNA, 1455 nt
Organism: Triticum turgidum subsp. durum (durum wheat)
Lineage: Eukaryota; Viridiplantae; Streptophyta; Magnoliopsida; Poales; Poaceae
Source: the annotation of a GenBank genome assembly
AUGAGCUCCUCUGCCUCUGUUUCCAUGGGAAGCUUUCAUGAGAGCUUGGGCAGCUUGCAAGAGGUGCGCGAGAGCGGCAGGACAAAGGACCUCGCGUGGAGGCGGUCGCAGCUCAGGGGACUCCUCAGGCUCCUCACCGAGAAAGAGGACGACAUCUUCGGCGUGCUCCAUGACGACCUCGGCAAGCACCGCGCUGAAUCCUACAGAGACGAGCUGGGACUUCUUGUCAAGUCCGUCAACCACACGCUCCGAAACCUUGAGAAAUGGGCGGCUCCAGAGAAGGCUCAGGCGCCGUUGGUUUCUUUCCCGGCGACCGCGCUGGUGGUGCCAGAGCCGCUCGGCGUUGUGCUCAUAUUCUCCUGCUGGAAUUUGCCAUUAGGUUUGGCUCUGGAGCCACUCUCCGGCGCACUAGCAGCUGGCAACGCUGUGGUUGUAAAGCCAUCUGAGCUAGCGCCAUAUACUGCAGCAUUCCUUGCUGCCAACAUACCGAGGUACCUCGAUCCUAGGGCUGUGAAGGUCGUCUUGGGUGGACCUGAAGUUGGAGAGCAACUCAUGGAGCUCAGAUGGGAUAAAGUUCUUUUCACUGGUAGUGCUCGUGUAGGGCGCACUAUCUUGACGAAAGCAGCAAAGCACUUGACCCCUGUCGUGCUUGAACUUGGUUCAAAAUGCCCAUGCAUUGUUGAUCAGCUAUAUAGUAAGAGGGAUAGGCAGAUUGCCGUGAAUCGCAUGGCGGGAGCGAAAUGGUCAGUUUGUGCCGGCCAAGCUUGCGCUGCCAUCGAUUAUAUCCUGGUCGAGGAGAAAUUUGCACCCAUCCUUAUUGGGCUACUAAAAUCAACAGUCAAGAGGUUUACCACUACACCAGAGUGCAUGGCCCGGAUCCUAAAUGCAAAGCACUUCCAGAGGUUAAGUAACUUCCUGGUGGAUGAUAAGGUGGCGGCUUCUGUGGUGCAUGGUGGUUCAGUGAACCCGAAGACCUUGACCAUUGAACCCACCAUAUUGUUAAACCCCCCACUCCAUUCCGACAUCAUGACCGAGGAGAUAUUUGGUCCACUGCUACCGAUCAUCACGGUAAAGAAGAUUGAAGAUAGUAUUAAGUUCGUCAAUUCGAUGCCGAAACCGCUCGCAAUCUACGCUUUCACAAAAAACGAGAAGUUGAAGCAUCAGAUUAUAGAUGAAACGUCCUCUGGGAGCGUCACAUUCAAUGACGCAAUUGUGCAGUACGCGGUGGAAGGCCUCCCAUUUGGUGGCGUCGGGGAAAGCGGAUUCGGACAGUACCAUGGCAAGUACACCUUUGAGCUUUUCAGCCACAAAAAGGCGGUGUUCAAGAGAAGCUUCCUGAUCGAGUUCAUGUUCAGAUACCCGCCGUGGGAUGACACUAAGACUGAGAUGUUGAGGCGUGUCUAUAAUACGAACUACAUACUUCUACUCCUCGGCCUGCUCGGCCUGAGGAGAUGA